Molecule: messenger RNA, 879 nt
Organism: Bombus impatiens (common eastern bumble bee)
Lineage: Eukaryota; Metazoa; Arthropoda; Insecta; Hymenoptera; Apidae
Exons: 2
Coding region: 526-819 (97 amino acids)
Source: RefSeq, a predicted model, not a curated record
AACGUUCCACCUUGGCUUUUAUGCUAUUUGAAAAUGCCUGGAAAUAUUACAACACGUUAUAAAGACUUUAAAAUAUAAAUAAAUAUUGAGUGAAAUGUUGUUAAUAGUUUAACUAUAAAUGAUUCAAGCUUGCAGGUUGUAAAUAUACAAUCAGAAUAUAAAUAAACUUUUUCGAUAUUAUAGUUAACUUUUUAAUCAUAGUAUGCGAGAAGUAUCUCGUAAUUCGAGAUAUUUUCACAUACUAAGAGCGUCAAAGAGAAGAAAUUUUAAGAUCGAAUUAUUAUAUUUCUCUUAUUUUAGAUAUUAAAAGAAUCCUGGUUUUACAAUCAAUGAAUUCUUUCUUAUAUAUCGUUUUAAUCAUAAAAUAACAAACCACGAAAUUAUCGUUUUAUUCGAUUAAAAAUAAUGAGAUUAUAUUAUCCAUCUAUGACGAUAUUUACAAUGAAUUUCCAACACCGAAAUAUUUUCGAAUUAUAGUACUCGAGACAAAAAUAUAAGAAUUUAAAACAUUGAUACAUAUCAUAUAUGAAAGAAAGAAACAGAGCCCUAUUAAACAAAUUAGAUGAUUGCAAUCAAGUAAUGUCGAAAUUUACCAAAGUCCCGACGAAGCAGAAGGCAAAGACAAUAGCGAGGAUCUUCAUCUUCCUUACUGAGUUGUCGAGGAGCUCGGGUACAAUCAUUAAUAAUGACACGUCCUAUAAUUUCUCCCUCCAUUGGGUGCCCGCAAGCGGUACUGUAUUUUUCGGAUCGAAAUAUACCGAUAUUUCGCCUCUUGCCAGCUAUCAGAACACAUGUGCUAGAAAAGAGAACGGUUGUUAACAUCUAAAGAAGAACAAAAAUAUAUCUAGAUAAUUUAUUCCGUUUUUAGAAGCAUUUGAG